Molecule: messenger RNA, 7042 nt
Organism: Dendronephthya gigantea
Lineage: Eukaryota; Metazoa; Cnidaria; Anthozoa; Malacalcyonacea; Nephtheidae
Product: rho guanine nucleotide exchange factor 28-like
Exons: 32
Coding region: 254-6289 (2011 amino acids)
Biological process (GO): regulation of Rho protein signal transduction
Molecular function (GO): guanyl-nucleotide exchange factor activity
Source: RefSeq, a predicted model, not a curated record
ACUCUAGCCGAAGCAAUGCCGGUGGUAAAGGGCAACCGAAGAGAUAUUUGAUGAUGUAUAUAAAUUGGAAAAAUUCAUUCGAAAAUGGCUUUAAAAAGGAUAUUUUAAACGGCUCUCGAAUGAAUCGAUAACGGAACGCGUUUAUGGAUGAUUUGGAAGAGCUAGCUUUACAUUUUCUUCGAAUUUUGUGGCAAAAUCGUCGUAUUGUUACAUCAAUUUAUCAACCAUAAACAUUCGAUCUGACAAAUAAAAUAUGGCCAAAUCGCAAGUCUCGUGGAAAUCAGCUCUUACACCGCAGAAAGCACCGACCUAUGGCAAUCAGGGGAUGUUGAUUGCAAGUCCUAAAGAGCUACAGGUGUCAAAUAUCGAUUAUGUCGUGGUGUUUGAGGGAACUAAAAAGUAUCAUGUCGCCAUUGCAGACGUUGUAAAUCCAUACACGCUUCACGUUGUCAUACCAGAACACGAUACUGCCGAGGAUGUGGCGGUAAAGGUAUUUAUGUGCGAAGAUAACAACGUGAACAUUUUGACCCAUCUCAAGUUCACCUACAUCACGCAAAUGGAGCAUGCCAUCGCCAGAUUUCUAGCCCUAAGUGUCACGGAUUGCGAGGUCGCGGAGAAGCUCGACGCGGUGUGGUCCGUGUGCUCGGGCAAAGAUCACUUGGAACUCUGGGAUAAGAGGCUAGCUCAGGCUUUUGCACAACUGGAAUUACCCAUCGAAUGGACGCUCGUUGGCGAUAUAUUGCAAAAAGAAAACGAAUGUCAAGAAACCCUACUUCAUUUCGCCGCCCACCACGGCCUUAAGGAACUCAUGAAUGUCUUUCUCAACCUGCCCGGAGCUAAACAAGCUUUGUCGACUUGGAACAAGUCUGGUCUGCUACCGCGGGACGUCGCGCGAGAGAGCGGGAGACUGGACAUAGUGGAGCUUUUGGACACUGAGAGAAAUGCGGAACAGCGGAAGAGCGGAACUUUCAAAGAUAAUUGCAAGCGUAAAGUGAAAAGAAAUAACGAUAAUGGAAUGACGACAAUCACUAAUCUCAAAAAUCACAGCAUUCAAGAUGAUAUUCAAUUCCUAAGAGAACUAAACAAACUCAAAUCCAAGCAGUCGAACACGCCGGUAAACAGACAUUCGUGGCCAGUGGAAAUACAAUCGUUUCAUCCAGACGAAAACUACAUUGACGAUUUGGAAAUGGAACUGAGCAAAACGCGUGAAAAUGAUGAACAAAAUAGCAAGAAACGGCCAUUCCUAGAUGAAAAUCUGAUUCGCUUAAGAGAGAUUACAGAAGGGGUCUGUAACCUACGUUCGCAGAAAGCCGAGGAAGCCUUGAAAGAAAUUACGAUGAUUGCUGAACGGAAUCGGCGCCCUGCUCAUUCGCGAAGAUUGUCGUGUCCUGCGUCAGUUGAGCGACGAAAACGAGGCGCUAAAGAUCUUCUUACUCUAAAAUCUCGCCCGGAGUCGAAUACAUCAGAACGUACGCCCACAAACCCAGUUGAACCUACAGACCCCACCGCUUUAGAACCCGUGUUCUUCACGCCACCGGAUUCACCCCCGGUCGGUAACCUCAUCGACCUCGCCUCGCCCACCGUCACCUCUCCAUCCAGCGAAGAUACCUUCCCCAUGGAACCGUUCAUGACCCCUGCGAGCAGUACCCCUUCGUGUAACCACCAGCCCGUAUCCCCCGCUCCAAUUUCCUUGAAAUACUCCGAAGUCGCGAAAAGACCAAACACUGGGCGGAAGGAUCGCCCGCGGACGUGGUACGGCGGAGCAGCGGAUGUUGCCUCAGCGGAGAAUGAUACCCUGUUCAAACGGAGUAACAGCCUGGAAGAUUUCGCGAAGGCGCUUGCUGACGUCAGCGAUGACGAAUCGCUAGCGUCAGCAACGUCUGCCGCAAACUCUAGGGAAGGUCUCCUACAGACGAUGGCAUCUCUCACUGAGAAAGAGAGUCGCACAGAGAGUUUUGUUUCGUCCAUAAGCGAUGGCAGCGUCGACAAGGAAAGUGUCGGGAGUGAUGUGGAAUCUGAACAUGGGGACGAUUGUGGACACGAGUGUACACAUGGGGAUAAUGAAGGUGUUGAUGAUGAGAAAGAUGAGAAAGACAAGGAUAUCAAUGGCUGUGAAGAGAUCCCGGGGUCAGAACGUGCAGCAGAUUCAGAGGGUAAUGAGGGUGCAGCAGCUUCAGAGAGCAAUGAGGGUGCAGCAGCUUCAGAGGGUAAUGAGGGUGAAAUAAGUGAAAGUGCCAAGGAUAUCGAAGAACACGAAAUAACGAAUGAUGUUGGCAUCUCGGGAGAUGACGGCAUCGAAGACUUAGAUGAUAUCGAGGCUCAGCUAGAAACCUCGGAAAAUAACGAAGCCGAAAAACACGGUGUAGACGAGGGGGAAAAAGUAGUCGAUAGUAGGGACAUUAAUGAAUAUGAGGAGAUCAAAAUGAAAGAAGAUGUAGGCCAGAAUGGUAGUGAGGAUGUAGCAAUUACUGCGGGCAGUAAUAUUGAAAAUAGCGAUUUGGGUUAUGUGGAGGAAAACGAUACAGAGCACGAACAUAAAAAUUUUGAUCACGAACAGGAAUGUAAGGGCAACGACACGUUAUCUGAGUGCGAAUGUGGAGACGUGGAGCCCGAAUGUGAAGAAAUCGGAAACGAAUCUGGAGACAUAAACAAUCAGUCAACUAGUGAUAAUAAGGAGGGUCAUCCGCGUUCUUGUGAUGACCAGCAAGAUAUUGAUGAUCAGCAAGAUAUUGAUGACCAGCAAGAUGUCGAAAUGAAGUCCAAGGAGAAUGUUAUUGAUCCAAAUGCAGAAAAUGACGACGUUCGUAAUAACAUUGAAGAAGGUGUAGCUGAUGAAGCGAGUCAAGAAGAUGAAUCUAGCAAGGACCUGGUGUCGACACCAAACGAACUGAAUGAAGAACAUGACGUCAAAUCAAAUAUGGAUGAUGGCUUUCAAAAUGACCUUGCCGAUCAAAGCGUCGCUCCAGCCUUUGCCGAGCAGGAGGGUAUUGUAGGACAUCGAUUUCCUGACGAAAAUAUUGCAUCGGAGAAUUCUACUCCAGAUUUACUUGAUAAAGAAACACUUUCGAACGAAGAAACAGUUUCGAACGAAGAAACUUCCGAUUCACCAGAAAUAGUCGAAAAUUCACCAAAAGAAGACCAUCUUCAAGAUCUUCAAGAAGAAUCAUUACCUUUGGCUGAGUCCGAUGAUUGUGUUGCGACGAAAUCUGAAACCCCGCCAGAAGGCCGUUUUGGAGACUCGGAGCGGUGCGAAGAUUACCCGGGAGAAACCGACGACCAGACGAAUUUCACCGAGACUGCUGCGGAGGACUGCGAAGAUCCAAAAAUCCAAUUCAAAGAUCUAAAUGAUAUCGAAUGCGAAGUAAAAGAUUUCUGUUUACCUGGUCAGAAUACCGAGCGCAACAAAGAACUCUUCCGUGUCCAGGCAACGGAUGACGUGGAAUCGGGCGAGGACUCGGACCCAGGGAAGCACAUCCAAUUUGAUGAGAAACCCCAGUCCAUCAGUCCUAUGGUGGAAGAACGAUCGCCUAGGAAUUCUUUUUCCAACGAAGAGUUUCGACAGAGAUCGGCUGUGCUCUUGUCAGUCAAGGCUCCGGUGAAGCGGACCGGAAGUGACAUAUCUGUGACGUCAUUGCAGGAUGUCGAACUUGACAUGAACGCGAGCAAGCGAGAGAACGACAUGAGCCCGUUGAACAGUUCGCGGAAAGCGAAAUCCUUCGGUGACCUGAGAACAUUCAAGGAAGUCGAGCCAGAAAUAGCCAAAGACGAUGGCAACGAUUCGGAGGAGGAACGGAGGCGAAUUCGUGAAGACCACACGGUUCUAAGUCGCGUAAAAAAAUUCGAGCAGGCAUCGAAAUACGCCAGUAACGAACAACUCGAGCAGAUCUCCAUCUCGCAGGUAAUCACUGACCGUGAAGAAGAAAAACAGGGAAACCGACGAUGGAGCAACUUCUUUUACCCGAAAAACCCAAAACAGCCGAAAAAGCCCGGCCGUACUCCGACUUUCAAGAGAGAGGGACUUCGGUCUUCCAUGACAAGCCUCGGUAAAGGCUCGAAAAGCGCCGGAAAGACGACAAUUGAGACGCUCGUGACUGGCCAACAUUCGGCAGCAUUUGCAAAACACUCUCAAACCGCGCCAAACUUGCAAGUCGCGCCUGGCAGACCACGGUCGUACACGAAAGACUCACCGGGUCCUCUACGGAAAUCUCCGACGGUCGGCUCGGCCGAUCUCGACGAACAGAAAGCGGAGUCGCCCGAUGAAGUCGAAAUCCCGAACGAGGAUAUGGACCUCGACGUUGACUCGGAUCUCGAGAAUUUCGACGAGGAACCGGAGGCGUGGAGCGUGACUGUCGAGAAGAAAAUACUGAAGAAAAUGAGCAAGAACGAUAUCAAACGACAGGAUGUCAUACUGGAGCUGAUCCAGACCGAGGGACAUCAUCUGAGGACCUUGAAAAUCAUGCAACAGGUGUUCUACCGUGGUCUAAACAAGUUUGCGGGCUUUCAGACGGAUCGCCUAGACGAACUCUUUCCAAGAAUUAAUGAUUUAGUCGAGAUAAGCGCGAGAUUUUACCGGAAUUUAAGGUGUCGUCAAGAUGAGAACGCCGCGAUUCUGAAGAUUGGUGAUGUCAUCAUGAAACAUUUCGGUGGUGAUAAUGGGGAACUCGUGAAAGAUGCGUACGGAGAGUUCGUCAGCAAACAUCCUGAAGCUGUGGCAUUGUAUAAGCAUUUUUUCAAGACGGACAAGAAGUUUUCAAAUUUCAUCAAGAAAUGCACAGGGCAUCGAAUCGUCCGUCGAUUGUCAGUCCCCGAGUGCUUCACCCUGGUAACGCAGAGAAUGACGAAAUAUCCUCUCCUGAUUGAAGCGAUUCUCAAAGUUACAAAAUCUUCACACCCGGACUACGCUGGAUUACGAACAGGUCAAGUAAUGGUUAAGGAUGCUACGAAGACAGUGGAUGCAGCAAUCAUAGAUUACCAAAAACAAAAGCGACUGAAAGACAUCAAAAUGAGAAUGGACAAGGGAAGCGUCGUGUUAAAGAAUGGGCAGAAGAUCAAGAACAGCCGUUUUGUUGAAUAUCAAAGCAAGAUGGUUAAUGAUGGUAUCCUGCAGUGGAAGAACGCCAGAGGAAAGCUUACGGAAACGCAUGUUGUUCUUUUGGAGAGCAUGGUGGCGUUCUUGCAGGAAAAUGACAAGAAAUUCAGUCUGUUGUCUAUUGAUGGAAAGUCACCUUGCAUUGCUUUGAACACCUUGAUGGUCCGAGAGGUGGCGACGGACAAAUGUGCGAUAUAUUUCGUGAGUACAAGCAAGAAAAGUCCAGAUAUGUACGAGUUCGUUUGCAGCAGCCAAAAGGACAAGAAGCAGUGGUAUUCAACAAUCACGGAUGCCAUUGCCAAGGCUCCUGAAGACACUGGCGAACUAUUCCACUCUCCUGAAGAAGAGAAGAAAUUAGCUGAAGAACGUUUGAAACGAAUAAACGAAAUUUUAGAAACCAUGAAAGGGAAAGACAAAGAACUGUCUGUUGUAGUCGAAGAGAAAAAUAAACUGGUUUCUGAAAUGAAGGAGCUAUAUCAGCUCAACGAAGGAAAUGGGAAGACAAAAGAUGAUCAGAAAAUUACGUCGAACGAAAGAGCUAGAACCAUCCUACUCACUGCUAUCAGCCGCACGACACAGCUUACGGCUGACACCGUACUUAUACACGAAUCGCACUCGGACUCCGAGCUCGCGGCGGCAACCCAGGACAAGAAGCCGAGCUCGCCGAAACGUUGGGAGACCUUCGGUGGCUUCGAUCGACGACCGAGUCAAAAGACGACACGACGAGCCACGACGACGAUUCCCGAGGGAAAACUCGAGGAAAGCAGCGCACAAAGAAGAGACAGCGGUCUGAGUUUAGCAAGCGAGUCCGUGGGGUCUGGAAAUGAGUUAAGUCAAGGGCAAGAAAUGGGAAGCAAUUCUUCAUUUGAAGUGUUAGAAGCUCUGCAAUGGGUUCUGGUGGAAUUUUCGAAUCAGGAAACCAAGUUGGAGAUGUUACGACUGAGCCAGCAAUCAACGACGGAAGACAUCAAGAAACUUCGCUCGCAGAAACUUCAAAACGACAAGAAACACCUCCAGAUGAAAGAAGAGCACCAAGCAGAGUUGACUCGGCAGAAAAAAGCCUACAGCGAAUUAGAAAGAACUUUCAAUACUCAGAUUUCAAGCCUGAAACAGGAGUUGGUUUCGCAGCAAGAGCAACACGCCAAGUUAUUCAAAGAUUUCUCGGAAUUACGAAGCUCUUACGGGAAAGUAAUGAAUUGAUCUCAAGACUUAAGGUCCCUCAAGUAUUCUACACAAUGCAUAGUAUAGCAGUCUUCGCCCAAAGGCAGUCAAUGUACAUAUCAGAGUGAAAUUAAGACUCCUAUGGAACAAAUUUAAUAAAUCGUUAUUUUCAUUAAAGAAAUUUAGCUAUUAUAGAAGUAUUUUAAAUUGCCAAACAUACUUAUUCAUAAUACAGGGCAUAGUCCAGUUCUUGAUGUACCUACUUCCUGCUGCGAGCCAAUUCACAACAAAAUAGGACAGAAGAAUUAUUGCAUAUAACAACUUGAGCAUGUUUUAUUGUUUCUGGUGAGUUCGGACAAAAAAUUAAAACGAUACCUGGUUUGCUCAGGGCUUUGCUUUGGUUUCCGUGCAGAUUCAUGAAGAGUUAACUACUAGAUUUCUAUCUGUUAGAUUAAUCUUAAAUGCUGUUCACAUAUGCCAACUUUUUCAAAGAUUCCAUCAAACUGCUAUGUCCAAAGUUGUGAAGUGGUUAGCAGAGACGAGGAAAAGUAGACUAAAUUUGCCUAAUCAGAAUUUCAAAGAUCCCAUGCAUUUAUAAAGUUAUAUUAAUUUGUCAAUCGUUUUUAGUCGAUAAAAGAACACAUUGUACAUUUAGGCAACCUUGUGGCAUUGCUCUGACUGUGAAUGCAGUCGUAUAACCAAUUAUCUUCUACUAUUAGGUUAAUGUAAAGCAAUCGACGAUUUUGUAAAGAGAAUUCUAAGCACAGCUGUAGAUAUUUGUUUUCUUUUCAA